UCGUUAACAGAAGGGUGAUUUUUCUAUCAACAUGGGCUCAAAACUGCACUUAGAAAUCGUAGGUUUAAUCACCGACACUAAUUUCCACGUUGCCAAAUGUAUUUCCGAGGAACUAAAAAAGAAGUUCCCAGAAGAAUUUCUACAUCCGAAAAUUCAUCCACUUCUUGAAUUUGACUGGGACGCAUAUCUAUAUAACAAGAAAAGGGAGCUGCGUGGUGAAGUGUGGCAGUACUCCAGCAGCCUGAUGUGCUUUCUUAACGGACUUCUCCUGGGUAAUGAAAUGGAUCUUGCCAGCUGGGCCAAGAAGGAGUGGAAUUUCACUUUCACACAGCCACAAGCUUUCUACAUGGCACUUACUGAAGACUACUACACCAAACACCUUCAGAAAACUGGGCAUCAGUUUGUCUUCAUGGACAUCGAAAUAGCAGGGGAGGCAGUAGGGAGAUUAUUGUUUGAGCUGUUUUCUGAUGUGUGCCCAAAGACAUCAAAGAACUUUGAAGUUCUGUGCACAGGAGAGCAAGGCCUCUCGCAGAGUGGCCUCUCACUCUGCUACAAGGGCUCGUUGUUUCAUCGAGUUGUGCCCAACGGCUGGGUGCAAGGUGGAGAUAUCUCUCCAGGCAGUAAAGGUAAUGGUGGCGAGUCAAUCUAUGGAGGGACUUUUGAAGAUGAAAGCUUUGCUGUUUCCCACUCUAAGCGGGGCAUUUUAGGAAUGGCCAAUGAGGGUCCCCAUAGCAAUGGAUCCCAGUUCUACAUCACCUUGCAGCCAACACCUUGGAUGGACAAGACCUAUGUUGCCUUUGGUCAAGUGGUUGAGGGUGUUGGCGUCCUGAGGAAAUUAGAAGAGGCCCCCACUUGCAAUGAAAGACCCAAGUAUGAAUGUAAAGUGACAGCUUGUGGAGUAUUUAAACGGUAGCUCCUCAACAAUAUCCCCUUUAUAUGUUUAAUGUUUAUCAGCAGUUUUGAUGCAGUUAAUCUUAAUAAAUUCAUGAGAAUGUUGACA
This is a messenger RNA of Melanotaenia boesemani (Boeseman's rainbowfish), 1000 nucleotides long. RefSeq names its product peptidylprolyl isomerase (cyclophilin)-like 6 (gene ppil6). Lineage: Eukaryota; Metazoa; Chordata; Actinopteri; Atheriniformes; Melanotaeniidae. The transcript has 8 exons. Gene Ontology annotation, biological process: protein peptidyl-prolyl isomerization. Gene Ontology annotation, molecular function: peptidyl-prolyl cis-trans isomerase activity. The record is from RefSeq and is a predicted model, not a curated record. The coding region runs from base 32 to 913 and encodes 293 amino acids.